Messenger RNA from Cyprinodon variegatus (sheepshead minnow), 1856 nucleotides. It is a transcript of the gene acad9, whose product is annotated as acyl-CoA dehydrogenase family member 9. The coding region runs from base 69 to 1841 and encodes 590 amino acids. Lineage: Eukaryota; Metazoa; Chordata; Actinopteri; Cyprinodontiformes; Cyprinodontidae. Gene Ontology annotation, molecular function: acyl-CoA dehydrogenase activity; flavin adenine dinucleotide binding. The transcript has 16 exons. The record is from RefSeq and is a predicted model, not a curated record.
ACUGACGUCAUCAACAUGCGCCACAGAAAGCCUUAUAUCACCCUGAGGUCUAUGUCCUGAAAAACACCAUGAACACCAACAGCUUCCUCGCCUUGUCCAGAGCUUUUCCACGAGGAACCAGCCCACUCACCUGCCACGCGUGGAGACUGUGGAAACCGGCGCUCCGUGUCCAGCAGCGGAGGACGAUCAGAACCCAGAGCAGGAGUCUGGCCUAUGCCAAGGACCUGUUCCUGGGUCAGAUUAACAAGGCUGAGGUCUUCCCCUACCCAGAGAUUGGAAAUGAGGAGCUGGAGGAGAUCAAGCAGUUUGUUGCUCCGGUGGAGAAGUUCUUCAGUGAGGAAGUUGAUUCAGCUAAAAUCGACAGGGAAGCCACCAUCCCAGCAGAGACGCUGAGCGGCCUGAAGGAGCUGGGCCUGUUUGGAAUCAUGAUCCCUGAGGAGUAUGGUGGUCUGGGUUUGUCCAACACCAUGUACGCCCGGCUCAACGAGAUCAUCGCCUUGGACGGUUCCAUCGCUGUCACGCUGGCUGCGCAUCAGGCUAUUGGUCUGAAGGGAAUCCUGAUUGCUGGGACUGAAGCCCAGAAGAAGAAGUAUCUGCCCAGACUGGCUUCAGGAGAACACAUCGCUGCGUUCUGUCUGACCGAGCCCGGCAGUGGAAGCGAUGCAGCCUCCAUCCAGACGAGGGCAACUCUGUCUGAAGAUGGCCAACAUUACCUGAUCACCGGCUCCAAGAUCUGGAUCUCAAACGGCGGCUUUGCAGACAUCAUGACGGUGUUUGCUCGGACCGAAGUGGAAGUUGACGGUGUGAGGAAGGACAGAAUCAGUGCUUUCAUCGUGGAGAAGAGCUUUGGAGGCAUUACUAGCGGCAAACCUGAGGACAAGCUGGGCAUCAGGGGCUCCUACACCUGUGAGGUUUCCUUUGAUAACGUCCCUGUCCCUGUGGAGAACGUGAUUGGAGAAGUGGGGGGCGGUUUCAAGGUCGCCAUGAACAUCCUGAACUCGGGGCGUUUCAGCAUGGGCAGCUCCUGUGCUGGAAUGAUUAAGAAGCUGAUUGAGCUGACCUCAGAGUACGCCGCCACCAGGAAGCAGUUCAACAAAAGCCUGAGUGAGUUUGGGAUGAUCCAGGAGAAAUUUGCCCUGAUGGCCAUCAAUGCCUUUGUGAUGGAGAGCAUGGCCUACCUGACUGCGGGGAUGAUGGACCGACCUGGACUUCCAGACUGUUCACUAGAAGCUGCCAUGGUCAAGGUGUUCAGCUCAGAGGGAGGCUGGAUCUGCUGCAGCGAGGCCCUGCAGGUCCUUGGAGGUCUGGGCUACACCAAGAACUACCCCUUUGAGCGCUACGUCAGGGACAGCCGCAUCCUGCCCAUCUUUGAGGGAACCAAUGAGAUCCUGCGGAUGUACGUGGCCCUCACUGGGAUGCAGCACGCUGGCAGGGUUCUAACCGGAAAGAUAAAGGAGAUGAAGAAAGGGAACAUUUUCCUGGCAGCGACUAUGGCUGGGAAGAAACUGAGGACGUCACUGGGAGCAUCAGUGGACCUGGGCCUUACGGGGAAGGACGGAGUGGUCCAUCCGAGCCUGGAGGAAAGCGCCAAGAAGUUGGAGCAGAAUGUGAGUCUUUUUGGAUCGACGGUGGAGAGCCUGCUCUACAGAUAUGGAAAGAGCAUCGUGGAUGAACAACUUGUCCUGAAGAGGGUAGCAGACGUUCUGAUCCACCUCUACGCCAUGACGGCCGUCCUGUCCAGAGCCAGCCGUUCAAUCAGCAUCGGCCUCAGGAACCACGACCAUGAGGUUGGUGUCAGGGACCGGAGGAGGGUGGAGAACCGGGACCUAAAUAGAAAAUAAAACCCUGAGCUUCAU